Molecule: messenger RNA, 4406 nt
Organism: Oreochromis niloticus (Nile tilapia)
Lineage: Eukaryota; Metazoa; Chordata; Actinopteri; Cichliformes; Cichlidae
Gene: sgpp1b
Product: sphingosine-1-phosphate phosphatase 1b
Exons: 3
Coding region: 221-1054 (277 amino acids)
Biological process (GO): sphingosine metabolic process
Cellular component (GO): endoplasmic reticulum membrane
Molecular function (GO): sphingosine-1-phosphate phosphatase activity
Source: RefSeq, a predicted model, not a curated record
CCAGGUCGGAGGAGUCUUGGGUCCCCCACGGAGCAGCAAGGUAAAGCCACUCCGCAAGAAUUCUCUAACGGGCGACGACGGGCAGGAGUUCCUGAUCGACAACCGCUUCUUGUACUAUCUCUUCACUUUCGGAACCGAGCUGGGAAACGAGACUUUCUACAUCACUUUCUUCCCAUUCAUAACGUGGAACGUGGACGCCUUCAUCAGCAGGCGACUGAUCAUGGUGUGGGUCUGGGUCAUGUACCUGGGACAGUGUACCAAGGAUGUGCUCGGCUGGUCCCGACCGGCCUCACCGCCUGUGGUCAAAGUGGAGGUGUUUUAUAACUCCGAAUACAGCAUGCCGUCCACGCACGCCAUGUCCGGCACAGCCAUCCCCUUCGCCCUGUACUUCAUGACCUACGGCCGCUGGGAGUACCCGUCCACACUGGGCUUUAUCUUGGCUCUCUGCUGGUGUCUGCUGGUUUGUUCCAGCCGAAUCUACAUGGGAAUGCAUUCAGUGCUGGACGUCAUCGCCGGGUUUCUGUACAGCAUCCUCAUCCUGUGCUUCUUCCUGCCGAUCCUGGACCUGAUCGAUGGCUUCAACUUGACCUGCCGCUACGCUCCAAUCAUCAUCAUCUCCCUCCACCUGGGCCUGGGCCUCUUCUCCUUCACCCUGGACACCUGGAGCACCUCUCGCGGUGACACCGCUCAGAUCCUGGGCACUGGUGCCGGCAUUGCCUUGGCUUCCCAUGUCAACUAUCACCUGGGCCUGAUGCCCGACUUGACACCAGACCAGCUUCCCCUCAGUAUGCCCGCACUUAGCCCCAGCCUGGUGGCUGUUGUAAUGCUGCGGCUCGUUGUGGGAGUGCUGGUGCUGUUGGCCACGCGGGCAGUGAUGAAGGCCAUCACCAUCCCGCUGGUGUGCAGAGUGUUCAGAGUGCCCACCGAUGACCUGAGGAAGGCCCGGCAGCACAUGGAGGUGGAGCUGCCUUACCGCUACAUUGUCUACGGGACAGUGGGCUUCAACGUGGUCUUCCUGGUCCCGCUGCUCUUCAGCUACAUGCAGCUCUCCUGAUUGGAUGUUACUUGAGUGCGUGGUCAGUCAAAGUGAAGUAAAAACCUAAAUGCUGUCAUCAGAUCAGUUUUGCUGCUUGUUUUCAUCCACAGCCUAAUCCCUAGCUGGAGGUUGCUGGGUUUGGGACUGAUGAAGGUACAUUAAAGCCUAAUUGCUGAUCUGGAUGCAGUUUUUCAUCAGAUUUUUUGUUUUUGUUGUCUCAGGUUACUUUUAAAGACGGGUGAAUCCUGAGCAACGGAAAAUCUGGUAAAAUGAGCUUAGACAGUUCAUGAGCAAUAUCUCUUUGUUCUUUAGAUUUAUUUAAGAGUAAAAUCCAGUCAGAUGAUGCUUUGACACUCUCAGAGCUGGAAAGUCACUCCUCAAAUUCAAAAAAGCAUUUCAACAGUGGCUUCUAGAAGACUAAAAAUGCAAGUCAUGACCACUAAUAGAUGAUGUGCGUUAGUAUUUGCAUUGUUAUGACGGAUGUUAUUAUUAAGAGCUCAGGCAAAGAACCAUAGAAGUAUUUUUUUAGCAAAACUUAAAUUAUUCCAACAACUCAAGUGAAUGAUAAAUCGCCUUACAGAAAAUGUUGAAAAUAAAAAGACUUAGUAAGUCUCACUAACAGUCUGAAAGCCAAAGAUAUCCAGGCACAUGAUGAAUAAAUACAUAAAUAAAAUAGAAAGCCUUCUUUUAGUCGGAUGUCCUGACUAAAUACUAGGUUUAACUAAUUUAAAGAAUGUUGUAGUUUAAGCUCAGUGUCACUGUUGAAACUUAGUGUGGUUCUUUGUCUGGUAGCCUCUUAAUGUUUCUGUUUGAUUAUACUCUCCUUUGUCUCAAUUCUUAAAGCAAUAAGAGACCUUUCAUUUUAUGAUUCCUGUGUUCCUGUACUGGAUCGGAGGUCGUCCUGAUGCAGAACAUUUAGUCUUUAACCUCUGAACCCCCUGCUUGCGGAGAGGAAACCAGUUUGAUUUAAAUUUUUGAUUUGUUGUUACGUGUCUGAUGUCUGAGAAUUCAGCCACAUUGUUUUUUCAGGAGGUUAGAUUGUGUUUUCUUAAAGGGCUUUCCCCACUAUUUGUGUUCUGAGCUUGACUGCUAUUCCUGCAACCUGAUGGGAGAAAAAACAAAUACUAGGCACAUACUGUACGAUGCAUCGCUUUGUUUGGGAAGUGUACAGAGAGGGUUUUAAUGGUUUUAUUUUGUUCUCUAAAAAUGACUGGAGUCUGUGCACUUGGCUCAGCCUUUUUUUUUUUUUUUUUUUAAACACUGUAAACUUGCUUCCUAUUAGAAAUGUCAGCUCACAUCCACUUCCUGUUCUGAGCUGAGGUUCUUUUGCUGGUGUCAGGUGGGAGGAGGUGGUGGAGAUAAACCAUCCAGAGGGAAGACAGAAUGAAAGUUUUCUCAUGUUUCUAAAAUUGAAACUCCAUCGACAGCUUUUUGGCGCACAACAGGCGCAUUGUAAAAGAAAGUAUUUGACUGCCAGUGCAACAUUAUUCAUUGUUUUAUCAUGCAUGAAUUUGAUACUUGCUUCUAUAAAUGUAGAAACAUUUUGUCUUCAAAAUACAAAACUGCUUCGGAAAAGCGGCGUGAACGUGAACUUUUUUAAGUGCCUUUGACAAAAGUUAUUAAAUGCAUUGUUGCACUGACAAGUCAAAUGCACUGCAACAUAAGGAAACGCCAGCAAAUAGAAAAACAAUCCAGAAAGCACACAAAACACAACAGAAGUUGAACAAAAUGCAAUGGAAGUAAACAAAGAAAAUCAAACAAAUCACAAAAGAUAUGCUUCUGGAGAGGCGAUAACAUGACGGAACAGCUACACAUGUGACAGUAACCAAAACUGUGGAGGUGGAGAAGAAGAUGCAAAAAACAGUAUUACUGAUUCUGUAAUACUGUGCAUAUAUGUUUGCUAUCAGCUGUUUACCAUCAGGUUAUCACCUCCAUCCGUCACGUUAUUGUCUCCCUGAAGGCACCUCUGUGUGUUUUACAAGGGUUUUUGAGCUUUUGCUGAGUGUUUUUUUUUCUAUUUCCAUUGUGAAAGAACUACUUGAUUCAAAUUUAGCUUGAUAUUAAAUCAGAGCAGAAGCUAUUAUCGUAACACUCUGGUGAUGUUAAACUUGUUAAAAAGCACAGGUCUCUCUCUUUUAUAGUAACAUUUGCAAUAAAAAAAAAAAAAGCUUCCACACGGACUCUUACCCGAACUUUGUCUCAUCCACACCACAACUCCUGAUUAACUGGUUAAUUAGUUGAUUAACCAAGCUUCCUUCGACCACUCUAACCUGAACCUGAAUAUAAGGAGCCCAGAUGCCUGCUUCCUGUUUCUAAGCUGUGUGUGCCUUGCUUAAAGGCACUUUUAAAAAAAGGUUUUUCUCCCAGCAGGAUGCUGCCGUUGACAAAACAUUUCUGUAGUCUUAAAUUCUUUUUCUUUUUUUUGCCAAGCUGAUUUAUUUGUUAUUUUUGUGUACGGUACUCUCCUAAAAUAAAUGCACUGUUCCCAGAAUGCACUGUUCCCCCUCCGAGCCAGGUAAAAAACAAAAAAGGUGGAGCUGGUCCUAAAUGCAGUCUGAUCAGUAGUUCCCUUUGAUUUGUCGUCUUGCAGUUGGUUGGCAAACACUAUGACUAGUGACCGUUUUAGUGAAUAGAUGCUGUUUACUUACAUUAGCACCUGUUAGCUAAUGCAAGUAAGAUUCAGUCAUUUGCAGACAUCUGUGCAGUAGCAGAGAAAUUUUCCAGUAUAGCAGCUUGAACCAGCAAACAUCUGGAGUCUUUCCGUCAUAAGUGACCUUAACUGUCCCUGGAUACCACAAUUUUCUGUGGUACAUUUGAGGAAUUCGAUUUUAUUGUUUUUCUGUACUCGACUACUUCUGUCUGAAAUGAUAAUCCAAUGAUGUGAUGAGAGCUCCUCGUACUUCACUGCUGAUUGCAUUUGUUUAAUUCUGAAGGAUGUUCACAUAUAGUUUAGUAUUUUAACUUAAUCCAGCUGCAGAUUUGCCUCUAAUUAACCGACUCAUCAAAACCAAACGGACCAGCUUACCCUCUGCAUUUGUCAGCCGCCUGGCUCGUUUCACUUCCUGUGGCCUUGCCUCGUGCACAAAUAUGUUUGUGUUUGUCGGAGCGUUUGUAUAUUUCUUGACUUUUUGUGCGUGUGUUUGGGCAUGCGGUUUUGUCUCUGUUCCACAGAAAAGAGAAGUUAAUUCCUGUUUCAGUGACAAAACCAAAAUCCUGUGGCCGAGCUGAGUUUGUGUGAGUGACGGACAGAAGCUCAAACUGCAAGAAGUCGAUGACAAAGCAACAUUUGUCAUCCUUGAUAUUUAAGGACAUUUCCCCUGCACAUCGAUAAAGGAGAUGAAGCUGAACUUCCUGACACGUCUCGCUGUGA